AUGGGUUUUUCAGACCUACUUAAUGAGGUCGGUGGAUUCGGACGAUUCCAACUGAUCCAUGUUACACUGCUUUCCAUUCCAGGUCUACUGAUGGCUAGCCAAAAUUUAUUAAAUAAUUUCACAGCUGGUACGCCUGAACACCAUUGCACCAUACCUAAUAUGACAUCUGUUGCCGACCGCCUAAACAUAUCUGCCUCAAUCCAUAGUCUGCUUCGCGUUUUCAUUCCAAUGGAUGCCUCCAAACUUUCGAGGUGUAGUAGGUACAUUAAUCCCCAGUGGCACCUUAUUGCUGAAAAUGUUAGCUACAGUGGACUGUCAGGAAAUUCUACGGGCAUCGCCACAGAGAUUUGUCAUGAUGGUUGGACUUACAACAAGAAUGAAUUUCUGGCCACCACAGUGUCUGAGUGGGAUCUUGUCUGUUCCCUACGUCCGCUGAAGCAGAUGAUCCAGACAAUUUACAUGGGCGGAGUCUUGACUGGAGCCAUAAUAUUUGGGGGGCUGUCAGACAGGUUUGGACGUAGGGCCUUGCUCAUUUGGUCCUAUUUUCAGCUGAGUGUCCUCGGAACCUUCACAGCCCUGUCCCCCUCUUACCUGGUCUACUGCAUAUUCCGCUUCCUAACUGGCAUGUCUGUGUCUGGAGUGAUCCUCAAUGCCGUCUCUCUCAAGGUUGAGUGGAUUCCCACUAAAACACGCACGCUUGUGGGCACUCUCUCUUCCUUCUUCUUUACCUUUGGUCAAAUGGUCUUGGCUGGGGUGGCAUACAGUCUGAGAGACUGGCGUAAGCUGCAUGUGGCUGUUAGCGCCCCCUUCUUCAUCUUCUUCCUCUAUAGCUGGUGGUUUUCGGAAUCAGCACGCUGGCUAGUGUUGAAUGGUCGAUCUAACGAGGCCCUAAAGCAGAUGCACCGUGUAGCCAGGAUUAAUGGCAAGUCUGAAAUGGUAGAGAAGGUCACCUUGGAGGUCUUUGAAUCUCAUAUGCAAAAAGAAGUCCAGUCCAGUAAAUCUAUCUACACAGCUUUUGAUCUGCUCCGGACUCAAGUGAUGAGAAAAAUAUCCCUCUGUCUCAUGAUUGUUUGGUUCUCAACUAGUUUUGCCUAUUAUGGUUUGGCCAUGGACCUGCAGAAAUUUGGUGUGAACAUCUACCUGAUGCAGAUUAUCUUUGGGGCAGUGGAUUUUCCCGCCAAACUGGUUGCUCUUACAAUGCUCAGCUUUCUGGGUCGUCGUGUGACUCAGGGCACAUGUCUCCUCAUGUCAGCGUCUGUCAUCUUCGCUAACAUCCUUGUUCCAAAGGACCUGCAGACGCUGAGGACAAGCUUAGCCGUUCUUGGGAAAGGGUUCACCUCUGCCUCUUUCACCUGUGUCUACCUGUUCACAGGAGAGCUCUACCCCACUGUUAUCAGACAGACUGGGAUGGGCUUUUCAUCCACUAUGGCCAGGAUAGGGUCCAUGGCUGCUCCAGCUGUUUUAAUCCUGGAAGAUGUGCUGCCAGCUCUCCCUAGUAUUGUUUAUGGGUUAUCUGCUGUUGUGGCUGGCAUCUUUGCCUUUCUACUUCCAGAAACCCUCAACGUGCCUUUACCGGACACCAUUGAGGAUGUAGAGGAGAAAUGGGGGAGGAAAAAUGCAAAAAAGCAAAGCCAGAUGCAGAAAGAAAUGCUUGCCCUGCAGGAGAAGAGAGAAUGUGGCGGUGAGUGUGAAGAUGAGAAAACAACUGGUCUCAAUGCAUUAUGA
Chanos chanos (milkfish) is the source of this 1725-nucleotide messenger RNA. RefSeq names its product organic anion transporter X (gene oatx). Gene Ontology annotation, cellular component: membrane. The transcript has 10 exons. The record is from RefSeq and is a predicted model, not a curated record. Gene Ontology annotation, molecular function: transmembrane transporter activity. The coding region runs from base 1 to 1725 and encodes 574 amino acids. Lineage: Eukaryota; Metazoa; Chordata; Actinopteri; Gonorynchiformes; Chanidae. Gene Ontology annotation, biological process: transmembrane transport.